AUGACGAAGUCAGCCAGAGCACCAAACCCACCUCCAAUCGUUCCUUCACGCCAAGGAUCCUCAGGUGCUACAGAAGAGCCUGGCUUUCGUGGCUGGGGUGUUUUCUCUUUUCCACCGUCCAACCGAUUGAUCAUAACCACGGGGAAGGGAGUGUACAUCUGGGAUGUUUACGGUAUCUCUGAGAUCUUUCGUUCAGGCUCUGAAGGCAUUGUUGCAGCCAAGAAGAUUGCCAGCAGUAGAGAAAUGCUCGCUAUCGCCGACAGUCAAGUGGUGGUGCUGCACGAUAUCAGUGGAGGGAUGCAGAGAAGCUAUCGAUUGAAAGGAUCAGACGGCCAAGUCAGGCUAUUGAAGUAUGCCAAAGAGUCGAGGAACCUCUUCUUCACAACUACACUUCAGAACUCCGUCCAAUCGUACUCCUUGAAGCACUCUAAGCUUCUUGACCCCGCCCAUACCCACCCUUCACCUCCGUCUGUCUUCGCUCUCUCCUGUACUUCGCAAUUCUUACUUUCUACAUCACCCGCUCCGCCAACGAUCCACCUUACGAGCUUAGCAUUCAGAACGCCACCGGUACUACUGCGUCCUCAGUCCUCCUCAUCUGCGGUAGUCGCUGCCGAAUUUCACCCAGAGCGAGAGAACUACUUCUGUCUCGCGUUUGCAGACGGUACAGCUGCAGUUUACGACGCCGACUACUUCUACGACAGCCAUGGCAAUGGCGAACGUCGCGAAAAUCCUGGGGUGUGGGGCUCUGGUGGCGAAAAGGCGUUCAUGAGAGGGCUUCACCUAGGGAAUAUGACCAAGAACGCGGCGACAGAAGGUCGUGUAACUCUUGAGGGUUAUGACCCUAGUAUAGAUCUAGGCGGUAUUGGACCGAAGGAAUCCGGCAUAUCGGCAGUGGCGUUUGUACCGGGACGCAAAGCGACAGUCGUCACCGUAGGUGCUGACGGCAAAUGCUGCGUUGUCGAUUUUACGCAGCCUACCAAGCACAAGGCAGUCUUGCUUAAGUCGUGGCAUAUCAGACGACCAGCAACAAGUCUAUCAAUCGUCUGUUCGACAAAGAAAGUCAUCAUCGGUCAAUUCGACGGAGCAGAUGAUGCUGAGCCUGAACAGAGACAUGACUUACCGAACGAGUCAUACUAUAUCGCUGUGGGCCGUUCAGAUGGGAGGGUGCUGCUUUUCGAUCUCGAUGGCAAGGCACUGGGAGAACAAGCUUUGGAUGACAGAGGUGCUCGAGUUAUCGAUGUGGAAUGGACACAGAUUGGAAGCGGCGCCAUGCUCCCACACCAGAACAUCGGCUCUGGUAUUCGUCGAUCGCCUGUUGUUAAGAGGAAGCGAAAGAGCCUGGGAAGCUCGGUGUUUGCUGAACCCCGCCCAUUACAAAAGGAAAUUCUAGCUAUGUCGUCCAAUAUCGCUGAGCACUCCGAGGAUCCUCUAUUCGACUUCACUACUCCACGUAAGACGCUAGGAGCUUUCCACUGGGAGCCGCCCUCCAAAGAGUCCACAAUGGCAGCAAUGAAUCCUCGAGAUGGUGUCCGAGAGGGCAAUGCAAUUGUGGGGCCAGAUAAAUCCAACAACGACAGUCAAGAAAGGCCUACUCAUUUCACUACGAGAAGCUCCAGUGCGACUGUACAGAGAAAAGCUAUAGAGAGUUCUUCGCAGACCGAGACAGAAGAAUCAUCGUCAUUUCAAGCAUCGAUCGAAGACGGCUCGACUCCACCCAUACCACCAAGGCCUAGCCCCAAGCCAGGAGGUCGGCUAUCGAUGCGUCGCGCUCAAACAUCUCGCCAGUCUGACAUCCAGAGUACAUCUUACCUGAGUAUGAUGGCCAAGGCAAGAAAAGUGAGCGCUAGCAAUCCUAGAUUGUCUAAAGGACUCUCUGUUACCAACCCUCCGACAAAGACGAAGGUCCUUUUUGGCCCUCGCAAACCGCCUAGCCCUAGAACGAACGACUCUCAAGACAAUGCCGAGGCUUCGGAAGUCCAUUUCAUGUCCGAGCAGUCCGAGCAGCCCGAAGACGCAUGGCUGGAUGUUCCCCCCAAGACGCCUCAACGUGCUACCCAAGUUUCGCCAGUGUCUUCCGCAACCAGUAACAAAUCCUACAAAACAGCGGUGUCGCAUCUUCACACGUCGGAUUCAACGGAACGUUCUGAUGAUACUGUAGUCGACUGGACUGCGGGCUUGCCACGCCAGCCCGUUCCUACUUUGCAAAUCACCCACCCGUCCGGCGAAAGACCCUCCAAGGCGAAGUCUAAGAGAAAAGGCCAUGUUAGCUUGUCUAUCUCCUCCGGAGUCCGCUGGUACAUCCAUGCCAACCCCUUCUAUCUCUGA
This is a messenger RNA of Letharia columbiana, 2325 nucleotides long. RefSeq lists its product as uncharacterized. The transcript has 2 exons. Bases 1 to 2325 code for a protein of 774 amino acids. Gene Ontology annotation, molecular function: protein binding. Lineage: Eukaryota; Fungi; Ascomycota; Lecanoromycetes; Lecanorales; Parmeliaceae. The record is from RefSeq and is a predicted model, not a curated record.